Oldenlandia corymbosa var. corymbosa is the source of this 7451-nucleotide messenger RNA. The record is from the annotation of a GenBank genome assembly. NCBI's taxonomy places the organism in Eukaryota, Viridiplantae, Streptophyta, Magnoliopsida, Gentianales, Rubiaceae.
UUACAUUUUCCAAACAAUAAAUUUCACCUUCGGUCUUACCUUAAUAACAUACUUAUUGUGUAUAUUAUAAUUUGAAUAUAUUUUUUUGGGACGAAAAAAGUAUGAAGUUCUUGGGAUCGUGGGAAAGUUGGUUCACAUUAGUCCAUACGUGUACGAUGGAUGCUAAUGCGGGUGGGGAACAAACCAACUCCACGGAGCACACUCUUCUUCCCCUUUACUCACCCUCACCUAUUGCUUUUUUCACCCUACAACUACAACACAAGCUGUAAUACUGUUUUUUCUUCGCUUACAACCAGCUCAAAAGAUUUAUAUGUCUAAAAAAGGAAGGAAAGCCGCUUGAAUAUCACGAAUUUGGGUUUGGGGAAGUGCUGCAAAAGGCUUGUAGAUCGCCUCAACAAAAUCCGCCUUCCAAACAGUUGCAUUUUGCUCAGCUAUAGUCAACAGAUCCCUUCAUCAACAAGGUACUAAUAAUUAGAUAAAUUCUUUUCCAUCUAUAUCUGACGAAUUUUAGUGUGAACUUUUAAUUGUUUUAACUUGAUUAAGUUCAUUAAUCCACAACCCUUGGUAGAAAUGUGUAUAGCUAGUGUGAUCAGAAGCUAAAAAUGAUAAUAAAUUAAAAAAACCUCUUAACGGUUUCAGAAAGCUAGCAUUAACUAUAUAUAGUCUUUCUUUUCGACUGAAUUGAUCAGUCAUGAUGCAUCACAGUUUUAAAAUUUUUUUCCAAAGCAUUUUCCCUAUAUAUGAAGGUUUCUUUUUCUUUUUUUUUUUUUGGGGGUGCGAAUUAAUACGUAGUGUGAUGAUUGUAUGCAAAUUGUGUGUUUGCUCCAUUUAGGCAGCUGUUGAGAAAAAUAUUGACCAUGGAGAGCUGUAUUCAAAGUGCACUGGACGAUCUUCGUUCAAUAAGGCGGAAAUUCCCUGGGUAUAUUUUUUUCAUGAAUGAGUAUGAGGAAGCGGAGUUGAGUCUUAUGAAAACAUAUUAUGCGUUUGGAAGAAAGUGGGGCGAUGGCGUUCGAUCCGAAUCUACUUUUGGUACUCUGGAGGAGACUGUUUACGAAUAUUCUUUGGGAGUUCAUAUUUUUACUCUCACAUUGACGGAUGCUAAUGCUGAUCAGGUGGACUCCCAUGGGGAACCAAAUUCUCUCCUCGGCUUGGUUGAUAUCUAUCUUUGGGAGAUACGGAGUUCAUGUUUGCGAGAAAUGAAAGAAUUGCAGCAGAGUCUGAAAGAUGGCUCAUUGCAAAGUAAGUCUUCUUCUUGUCCCAUAGAAAUGGGGGAACUCCUGUGUGUGCUGGACUCCCUAAUUCACAGUCUGGGAUAUCUGCUCUCCGAGACUGGAGGUAGUACUAAAGCCCUAGUAAAGCACUUGGAGUUCUUGAAAAACUUGAUUCGCUUAGCCAUAUCAUGUCGAGGACUUGAAAAUAGGCAGACGAUGGUAGACAUGUCGACUCACGUUCAGCGCUUGGUUAUUGAUGUUGUGUGUUUAUAUUUGAAGUCUUUUACCCAACCUGCAAAAGAUGAAGUAGAACAAGUAAUAGAAAGAAUAAAACCUGUUGAGUACCAUGUUUACAGGAUUUAUGUUCAAAUCUUAGAGGAAGCUUCAAAAUCGCAGUCAUCCAAGCUUGCCAACAAUAAUCCAGGAAGUGAGUCAUUCUGGUUGGACAUGAUUGAUUCUCUCACCAUUCUUCUUUCAGAGGCACUAACCCGCGGUACUCGUUACACGGACAUGUUUGACCAUCAAAUCUGUACACUCUAUGAGGGACUCACAUUCUUGAGAACCACUUUGAAAGGGCACCCAGAUAGGUUUGCCGAGUUAUAUGAUGAGAAAAUGCAUAACAUUAUCGGAGUUUUGUUAUGUGAGGCAGGGCUCAUAGUUUGCUAUCUAUUUGUCAAAAUACAUGACAAUCGCUUGGUCAAACCGCUACAGAAUUUCUUUUUUCAGGUUGAGAGAAAAAUGAAGCUUAUCAGGGAGACAGAAGAAGAGGCAACAAGAUAUCCACUCAACCCUGCAUCCUGCUUUCCGCAAACCAACUUGUUGGGGUUUAUUGAUUCUGUCCUGGUAAAAAUGGAGUCACUCCUUUACGAGGCUGCCUCAGUGGUUGCUUCAGAAAAGAAUCAGUUUGUAACAAUCUGUAAGGAUCUGGCAUUUCUAAGAUCUUGGGUCGUCAAUUUCAUGGGGCAACACGAUCAAAAUGAGAAGGUUCAAGCUCUUUGGAGUAGCAUUGUUGCGGUAGCCUAUGAAACAGAAUUUGUCAUUGAUUCUCUUAUGGUUGGUGGCGCAAUUCAAAGCUUUGUUCGGACGCUUAAUACCAUCGUAGAAAAGAUAAACAUUAUCAAGACUGAGACAUCAGAAGUUUCUCCCAGUCUGGCACAGAUCACCAAAGUCCACAAUAAAACUCAAAAGAAUACGACAACAGCAAGUAAGAUGCCAGAACUCAAUGAGGCCGUGGUGGGUUUGGGUGAUGAGGCGCAAAAGAUGAUUGAUCGCCUCACGAGAGGGACGAAACAACUGAACAUCGUUUCUAUUGUUGGUAUGCCUGGGUUAGGCAAAACAACUUUAGCAAAGAAAGUUUAUCGUGAUCCCUCCAUCAUCAAUUACUUUCAUGUUAGGUCAUGGUGUACCAUUUCUCAAGUACAUGACAAAAAAAGUUCAUUACUUGAGAUUUUAAGCGGUCUUAACGAUGGCUUUGCUGACAACGAGUCGGAUAAGAGUGAAGACGAUUUGGCCAAUGCAAUUCGCAAACACUUGAAGGGAAAAUCAUAUCUUAUAAUAUUGGAUGAUAUUUGGGAUAUUGAAGUUUGGAAUAGUCUUAAAAUGUCAUUUCCUAACGAUAUAAAAGGAAGUAGAAUUCUCGUGACCAGCCGAAAUGAGAAUGUCACUUCACAAAUGAAACCACAGAGCCAAUCCCCCCAUAGUCUACGUUCGCUCUCCAAGAAGGAGAGUUGGGAAUUAUUCCAAAAGAAGAUACGUUUUGGAAAAGGUUGUCCUCCAGAACUACUUGCACGUGGGAAGGCAAUUGCGCAGCGUUGUAAGGGAUUGCCAUUGAUGAUUGUGAUUGUAGUUGGAUUCCUUCUUUCAAACAUGGAAACGAGUAGGUGGGAUGAAGUUGAAGGAAGUCUAAUGAAAAGCAACUCAUCUACUUUAGAGCAGUGUAAAGAGACUCUAGAAUUGAGCUAUCGUCAUUUACCAGAGCAUUUGAAACCGUGUUUUCUCUACUUUGGAGCAUAUAAAGAGGACCAACGUAUAAGGGUAGGGAAAUUGUUGAGGCUAUGGAUUGCAGAAGGAUUUGUGGAGAGAGCUGCGGCAGGAUGUGGGGAGGAUGUUGCCGAGAGUUACUUGACGGAAUUAAUAGAGAGAAAUUUGGUUAUGAUUGCUGGUAGAGGAUCCACAGGCAAGGUCAAAUCUUGUAUGCUCCAUGAUUUGUUACAUCAGUUUUGCAUGGAAAAAAGCAUUGGAGAUCACUUUCUGAAUCGGUUACAUGGUAGCAAACUUGGUAGUUUCACUGAGCCUAACAUGUCAUACCGGUUGCUAAUAAGCUACAAAAGAGAGGAGGAUUUUGCAGAGCCAAUGCAGGUUUUUCAUUAUCUACGCACUUUGUACAUUGUUAUUGAUUGUCAUGAAUUUGAUAAACGACGUUUGUACCAUAUCUUGUACAAGUUUUGCCGGUCCAAACUUGUAAGAGUUUUGGAGUUGAGGAGCAUCUGUCACUUUAGCUACUUUCCAAGUGUAAUUCUGCAACUUGGUCACUUGAGAUACUUGACCUUGAGAAUUGGAGCUGGGCCAACUUGCCCUGAAUUCAUCGUCCCACGGUUAAUUGUGAAUCUGUCAUCUUUGGAGGCACUUACUCUUUAUGCACCCUUUGGAAUGAGUAGAGUUUUGCUGCCAAAUACUUUCUGGAAAAUGAAAAAUUUAAGGGGUUUGAAUUCGGAAUCGUCACGUUGGGUAUUGCCAGCAGAUGAUGAUCCGGAAGAUCUCUCCAAUUUAGAGAACUUACAAAGUUUCUCCAAUGUGGAAUUAUCCAGUUGCCAAGCAACCAAGGAAGUUCUCCGCAGGUUUCCCAAUAUCCGCAGAUUGAAAUGCAAACUCGAACUGCGCAAGGGAGUCUCUGAGAUUGUAGCACUAGAUUUCUCAAGUCAACUUGACUCAUUGAGCAUCUCUGCUUGCAUUUUCCAGCGAAUCCGGGAUGAUCAUUACAAAUUUCCGCAGAACUUAAAGAAGCUAACCCUGGAGAGCCUUGGCCUUCCAUGGAAUAAAAUAUCAAUGAUGGAUAGACUACCCAAUCUUGAGGUUCUCAAAUUACUGGAGGAAUCAUUCAUCGGGGACCAUUGGGAGAUGGAAGAGGGGACCUUCCCCAACCUUAGAUUCCUGGAAUUGUCAGACUUGGAUGAUUUAGCCAGGUGGACGGGCUCGGAUGAUCAGUUUCCUUGUCUCAAGAAAUUAGUGUUGGAACGCUGCUUCAAAUUGAAGGAAUUACCUUCAUGUUUUGCCGAAAUUCCAACCCUUCAAAUGAUUAAGGUAAUCAACUGCAAGAAGAUUGCCACUGAUUCAAUACAAACAAUUGAAGAAAGACAGAAGGAUUUUGGAAAUGUGGAUCUGGAGAUCCGAAUACGCCAGGAUUCCAACCGGUUUUUAUGACAUAGAUGUAGUUGGCAAAUCAUAUCAGUUAUAUUAUAUUCAAUGGCAUUCCACAAAGAGCUGCAAUGAACUAAUUGUUAAAGAUUUGCAACUGCAAUGAUCUCUUCAUCAGAUUUUCUCUAUACAAAGAAACCUCGGGAAUCAUUAGGAGUGUUUCCAACACUCGGCCACGAAUCCCGUGGCGGAUGUUUAUAUGUCGCAAAAGUUGUUACCGAGACAAAGGUUCAAACAUUAGAAGAUACUCUAGCAUCAGUGGUUCCAUGUCAGUGAAUCACACUUCAGAAGUUGAAGACAAACUAAGAGGUACACAUAUCUACAUUUUCAGCCAAGAAAAAGAGCAGUGCAGAGAUCAUCAGUUUGUUAUUUUGCGCAGUAUGGUGGCAUGCCUUAUUUUCAGUUGAAUGUCUUCUCGGCUGGUGGUUUCAGUAAAUUACUCAAUACACAUUUAUUUCAUUUAUAAGUAUAUCCACCAUGACUUCCAUAAGUGUUUGUGCUUCUGAAAUCUGAGGCUGAGGAAGAACCGGAGAAAUAAAAAACAAUUGAAUGGCUUCCACGAACCUGUUUUUCAUUCUUUGAAUUAUGCGUAUCACCAUUCUUGUCAUUAAUUUCACUUGGACCAUUAAUAUUGUGCCGUUUCGGUGGUAAACCGUAUGCUUCUUGCAGAGUGGAAAUGCAUAGUUCUUAUUGGUUUCUAUGAUGACUUGAAAAGAUAAUAGUAGAUUGAUGACUAUACAAGUGGUGAAGCAGAACGGGAGAGCAUUAUGCUUGGGACAAAAUUUAAUUACUUUAAGAGAUAGACUUGAUCAUUUUCCUUUUCUUGGGUUUUUUUAAUAGGAUGUUCACAUUGUGCAUCUGGUUUUCAACAAGAUAAUUUUGUUUCCAUUGAAAAUUGAAGUUUAUAUGGUAAGAUACGUGACUAACUUACUUUAAUCUUCCGGUUGAAGAUUUUUUGGCGGCUUGGUUUUGGCAGGCUUCAUUAUUAUGAGGUAAAAUGACCAUUGCUGCAUUCUUUUCUAUAUUUCUGAUGUGUUCGGCACAGCUGAAUUUAUCAUUUUUAACUAUCACACACCAAACUAUGUAUCCGAGAUUGUCUUUGAAAACUUUGAAUUGUAAAUUUUACUGAUUUCUUUUGAAUAUUAUUAGGCUUCUGGUACAAAUUGGAGUACAGAUGGAGGUUGAUCUUGCUAUGGUAAUUCAUUUGGUUUCAGCUGUUAUGGAUGGCGAUUCACUUUUCAACUUUAUUACUGAAAUACAUAGCUUGCAUUUGACUAUAACCUGACAAUGUGACCGCUAGCCAGGUUUCUUUUUCUUACAAUUCGAAUCCAUUUUGUAGAAAUGAUUUUGAGACUUGUAACAACAAACCUUAGCGUUAACUUUUUUCUUUUCUUCGAGAGUAUUCCAUAUGGACAAACUUGGUCAACAUUCUAACAAUUCUAGAGGUUAGAACAUAUAGAUCAAAUCUAUGUGCUCUUUGGUUACAGUUUUAAUUGUGAAUCUAAACUGGCAUUGGAGUGUUCAUAGGUUACUGCGUACAUUUUAGGUUACAGUUUUUCCCUCCAUAUGAUUGGGGUGUGUUUUUGUUGUUCCUGAAAUACCUUCUUGUCCGCACAGUUCAUGCUAACAAAUAGCAUCCAUUCUUUUGUGGCAUUCUGAGAAUGUACUGACGUAGAUGACUUCAUUGAAAAAAGCAGUCACCUUCCAUGUAUUGAUGUAAAUGAAGGCUUUCGCUGAUUGUAAGAGUAGAUGUAACUGCUCAUACUCAUGGAGAAACUAAUAGGGUUGCUCUUAUUUCUUGAAUCCACGAGUUGAUGUACUCCUCAGCAUUGGCAUCCAGAAUGGGGAGCACGACAUGGGUAAUCACAUCAGAUACAAGCUUUUCGAUGGCUUUUCCAGAAAACGAUGCAAUGAACUACUCCUUUAAGGACUUGCAACUGAAAAACAUUGUUUCCUCCACAGAUCUUCCCUAUAAAAAGCACUGCUGCAAGCCUUUUGGCUUUAAGCAACUGGUUUAGUUCCUGGAUUGCCGCCAAUGCUUUUUAACUGUUUAUUUGAACUGAAUUCCUCAGGUAAUGCCUCUCAAUAAACCCUCUUCAUUGAUUUACUAUAUUGUGCUGGCCUUUACUAUAUUGUUCUGGCCUUUCAGAUUCUCCAUCACUUCUGCCGAAGUUGUUCCAUUCGUUGUGAACUGUGUUCCUGAAACGAAGGGACGAACAGUAGAAGAAAUUCAAGCAUCGAUGGAUCUAUUCAAAUGGAUUUCAUUUCCAUACUGGUGAAAAACAUAUUAAGUACAUACGUAUAAUAUUGUCAGCCAAGAAUAGGAGCGGCAGGGUUGAAGAUCUUAAGUUUGUUUCUUGUAGAAGAUCGGCUCUUCAGCUUUCAUUUGAAGAAUGGCUUCUGAGAUGGUGCAUCUUCCUAUUCAACAGCAUUCAACAUCUCUUAUACAGAGGUUCCACAGGGUUAAGCAUAUAGUGUCAUUUCUAAUUCCUAUGCACUGAGAAUUGAGAUUGAGGAAAAAUUGAGAGGAUUUUGUAAAUUUCUAUGAACAAAAUCCUCUGCUCUGCUCCAUUGAUUAGCCAUCUUCAUUUGAACAUGUGUUAUUAUGACAUAAUAAUAAAUCUACAUGUCUAAUGAACUCAUUUAGAUCAAUCUACACGUAAUGCGCAUGUGUUAUGACGAGUCCCUAUCUAUCACCAAUAUUGGACGGCCCAUCAACCGAGUAAAGGUCCAACCAACUCUGCUAGGGCGGUUUGACCAACACGAAACCUAAUAGGACUCGGUUAUCUCCCAGGUACUUCAUGCCUAUAAAUAGGGUUGAUCACA